CCAGCCGCCCUCGCUGGGGCUCCGCGAGGUGCCCUAGGCGCGGGCCCCCGGCCGGGCUCGCACGCCGCGCCCGCAGCCCUCUGCUGCCCGCGCUCGCCCUCUCGCCCUCUCUCCGCACGCGCGCUCCCGCUCGCGCCGGUGCCGGCGUCCGAGCCGCCCGGGAGAGCCGGCGGGGCACCUCGGAGCGGGCGGGGGCGCCGGGCCCCGCGGAGGGGCCGCGGUCGGAGCAGGAGCCCGCGGCGGGUGCCGCCGGUCCGCCCCGCGCGCUGGGCUGUGCGCCCUGGGUCGCGGAGCGCCCGCUGGCGCCCGGCCGCUGAGCGCGCGCCCUCUCGGAUGCGAACGCCCGGGAGGCGGGCGCGGAACGCCGCCGCGAGGGCAGCGAGGCCCAGGGUCCCUUUUCCACCAUUCUUUGGGGAAGGUUAUUCAGCAGUGCUGACCGCUUCCAGUCGAACACUCUACACAUUAUUGUCUCUGGACUCACAGCUGACACCCUGCUGGAGGCAAGAGCUACUGAGCCGACUGGAACUGUGCCUUUUCUCUUGUCAAGGUUUUUUUCUUACACAGGAAAAAGAAAGAAAAAAAAAAGAUGAAGUUGGGCAAAGUGGAGUUCUGCCAUUUCCUGCAGCUGAUAGCUCUUUUCCUGUGUUUUUCUGGGAUGAGUCAAGCAGAACUCUCAAGAUCCAGAUCAAAGCCCUACUUCCAAUCAGGGAGGUCCCGGACCAAGCGCAGCUGGGUGUGGAAUCAGUUCUUUGUGCUGGAGGAGUACAUGGGUUCAGACCCUCUCUAUGUAGGAAAGCUUCACUCUGAUGUUGAUAAAGGAGAUGGUUCCAUCAAAUACAUCUUGUCAGGCGAAGGGGCAAGUUCCAUUUUCAUUAUUGAUGAGAAUACCGGGGAUAUUCACGCCACCAAGAGGCUGGACCGCGAGGAGCAGGCCUACUACACGCUUCGAGCCCAGGCCCUGGACAGGCUCACCAACAAGCCCGUUGAGCCGGAGUCAGAGUUCGUCAUCAAGAUUCAGGACAUCAAUGACAAUGAACCCAAAUUCCUGGAUGGCCCCUAUACCGCAGGAGUUCCCGAAAUGUCUCCCGUGGGGACCUCAGUGGUACAGGUGACAGCCACAGAUGCUGAUGACCCCACCUAUGGCAACAGUGCUCGAGUGGUCUACAGUAUUCUGCAGGGACAGCCCUACUUCUCAGUGGAACCAAAGACAGGAGUCAUCAAGACCGCCCUUCCAAACAUGGAUAGAGAGGCUAAAGACCAGUAUUUGCUUGUUAUUCAGGCAAAGGAUAUGGUUGGUCAAAACGGAGGACUUUCGGGGACUACGUCAGUCACCGUGACCCUAACUGACGUCAACGAUAACCCACCUCGCUUUCCUCGAAGGUCUUAUCAGUAUAAUGUCCCAGAAUCAUUGCCAGUAGCUUCCAUUGUGGCCAGAAUUAAAGCUGCUGACGCAGAUAUAGGAACUAACGCUGAAAUGGAGUACAAAAUUGUGGAUGGUGAUGGAUUAGGGAUUUUCAAGAUUUCUGUUGACAAAGAUACACAGGAAGGAAUCAUUACGAUACAAAAGGACCUGGAUUUUGAAGCCAAAACAAGUUACACCCUGCGGAUAGAAGCUGCAAACAAAGACGCUGACCCUCGCUUUCUAAGCUUAGGGCCCUUCAGCGACACAACGACUGUGAAGAUAAUGGUGGAAGACGUGGAUGAGCCCCCGGUGUUUUCCUCGCCCCUGUACCCCAUGGAGGUGUCAGAAGCUACCCAAGUUGGGAACAUCAUUGGCACAGUAGCAGCUCAUGACCCAGAUUCUUCCAACAGCCCUGUGAGGUAUUCAAUUGACAGAAACACAGACUUGGAGAGAUACUUCAAUAUUGACGCCAACAGUGGAGUUAUUACAACUGCCAAAUCUUUGGAUCGAGAGACAAACGCUGUUCAUAACAUCACAGUCCUUGCAAUGGAGAGCCAGAAUCCAUCACAAGUUGGAAGAGGCUAUGUGGCCAUCACUAUCCUUGACAUCAAUGAUAACCCCCCUGAAUUUGCCAUGGACUAUGAGACCACCGUCUGUGAAAAUGCCCAGCCUGGGCAGGUCAUCCAGAAGAUCAGUGCUAUCGAUAAAGAUGAGCCUUCCAAUGGACACCAGUUUUAUUUCAGUUUAACAACUGAUGCAGCGAAUAACCACAACUUUUCAUUGAAAGAUAACAAAGACAACACAGCCUCAGUUCUCACCCGGAGGAAUGGCUUCCGGAGACAGGAACAAUCCGUUUACUAUCUGCCCAUCUUCAUCGUGGACAGUGGAUCACCUUCGCUCAGCAGCACCAACACCCUGACCAUCCGCGUGUGCGACUGUGACAUCGACGGGAUCGCCCAGACCUGCAACGCUGAGGCCUACGUGCUGCCCGCCGGCCUCAGCACCGGGGCCCUGAUCGCCAUCCUGGCCUGCGUCCUGACUCUGCUGGUGCUGAUCCUGCUGAUCGUCACCAUGAGGAGACGGAACAAAGAGCCCCUGAUUUUCGACGAAGAGAGAGACAUCAGAGAAAACAUCGUUCGCUACGACGACGAGGGUGGGGGAGAGGAAGACACCGAGGCCUUUGACAUGGCCGCGCUGAGGAACCUCAACGUUAUCAGAGACGCCAAGACCAGGAGGGACGUGACUCCCGAAAUUCAGUUCUUGAGUCGACCGGCCUUCAAAAGCAUCCCAGAUAAUGUCAUUUUUCGGGAGUUUAUCUGGGAGAGACUGAAAGAAGCCGACGUGGAUCCCUGUGCCCCACCUUACGACUCCUUGCAGACAUACGCUUUUGAAGGCAACGGCUCAGUGGCCGAAUCACUCAGCUCGUUAGAGUCCAUCAGCUCGAACUCUGAUCAGAAUUACGACUACCUGAGUGACUGGGGACCUCGGUUUAAACGGCUUGCAGACAUGUACGGAACCGGCCAGGAGGGUUUGUACUCCUAGCCCUGGAACCUUUCUCGGAAAUGCACUGAAGAAAAAAGCAAAAGCAAAAAGCAAAAAACAAAACAAAACAAAAAACCCCACUUCGUACAGAAAACAGGAACUCCACUUGCUCGAGAGAAUGGAUGUAAAUAUUUCUCCAUUUUUAACUGUCUAGGUCUCUGCCUUGGUGAAGCAUAUCUUCAUGAGAUCUAUCCAAGGGACUGCAGUGACCACAGACUGAGCAUUUGAAGGCUUUUUGAUAAAAAGAAAUGCUCAGCGGUUUGUGAAUAGAUAGCAACUCUCAGAUACCUGCAAGGCACCUAAGCUCUGUGAGUAAGUAGGGCCCUGUGUUGUCAGUGAACACCGGAUGCCCUGUAGAUACCGUCAUGGUACAGCCAGUGAGAGGAAUAGAAUGCCAUGUGCCAUGGAAAAGUCCUGGGACUUCUUGCAUAUCAAAACUUGGGACAAAUUUGAUUUACAGUGACGCUUUUAGCUUGCUGGCUUAUAGAACCCAGCAGAAUUUUAUUGCUGUUGGUUAGCAAAUACAUUUUAUUUAGCAAUAUAUCAAUUCUUAGAAAAUCCUCCCCAAUCCUCUAAUCCAAGCCAAUAAAAUUUGGUAUAAGGCAACAUAAACUGUUGUUUAGCAAAUAAACUAUGAAGUGUUCCAAAUAAGAAAAAGUAAAUCAUUCUUAAAGUUUGCAGUCAUUUUGAGAUGCUUGUGUAGGUAUGAAAGAAGUUGCUGUCUAUUCCUUGAUUUUUAUUAUCUCUUCUGAUUUGUACAGGAGAAUAUCUUUUCUUUUUUUAUUUGACACGUGGUGUUAUAUUUAUUUUAUUUCGGAGCUCCGAUCUCCUCUAAAUUCAGGUCCAUCUUACUGCCUCAUAGUAUUAAGUGGGUCGGAACAUGCUGAUUUUUCUCCAGUCUGAGCUAUGUCAAGGAAAUGAAGCAUGAAGAUGGAGGGGAAAAAAAGCUCAAUUAAGCCCUGUCGUAGUUUGCAUCUCAGAAAGGAGUAAAGCUACAAGGACAUUUAAGUUGUUCCUCUGAGCCAUUAGAAUGUACAAAACAUUGGAAUAAAAUAUUUGUAUUUUAGAAAGAUUUCAGAGAGAAUUGAGAUUUUCUUUGAUGCAAGAUUUAUUUUUUAAGGUCACACGUUCUAUAUGCUCCAAAGACUUUCGAGAAUUUGUUUCCCCCCAACCUCUUCUGCUGUAAAUAUAUUGAGUAAAAGACUCGAUUUUUUUAUCCAGCUCAAUGUUAAAAAUUUCAAGUCCCAUCUUUCAGUUCUGAUGCAUAUAUGUUCCUCAAGCAUUACCCAAGCAGUGUUACCAUUUCUCUACUGGUUCAGAUGUGCCAAAGUGAGGAGAACAGUUUCAAGUGAUCACGUGUUUGAGUUUGAAAUGGCUUCUUAAAAGAAUUUUCUGAUUAAAGUAAUAUUCCCACUUACCAUUUUUUUUCCUAGAACACUACUAGUUUAAUGUGCAUAUUUCAAGUAUAAAGAUUUUAUUUUUUUCUCUCCUUUCUCCUUUUAAAAAGAAUUUAUUGUUAGGUUCCUAAUAAAUCUACAUAUAGUGGACACUGUAUAGGAAGUCAUGUUCUACAAGUACUUUUUCCUGAAAGACACACCGGAAGCAGAAUAUUAAAGUUUGGAUUCCAUGAGGAAAAACACAUAGGAUUACAUAACCUUGCAGCACACCCUUAGAAAUGAAAUAUGUGGAAGUGGCCUUAGCUUCCUCAAAAUAAAUACAUGAGUAAAUUUGACUCUUUGCACACAGUCCUUUCAUUUGAAUAAAGUUAUAUAGACAUUGUUUCAUGACUAGAUACGCUUCUUACUGUAUUAGCAUGCAUAUAUAUAAAAAAUCUAUUUUAUAACAAAAUAAAAGAUUCUGUUCAUGG
This is a messenger RNA of Manis pentadactyla (Chinese pangolin), 4811 nucleotides long. It is a transcript of the gene CDH7, whose product is annotated as cadherin 7. Lineage: Eukaryota; Metazoa; Chordata; Mammalia; Pholidota; Manidae. The coding region runs from base 587 to 2944 and encodes 785 amino acids. The record is from RefSeq and is a predicted model, not a curated record. The transcript is spliced from 12 exons. Gene Ontology annotation, molecular function: cadherin binding; calcium ion binding. Gene Ontology annotation, cellular component: catenin complex; adherens junction; plasma membrane. Gene Ontology annotation, biological process: adherens junction organization; calcium-dependent cell-cell adhesion; homophilic cell-cell adhesion.